Molecule: messenger RNA, 1242 nt
Organism: Solanum stenotomum
Lineage: Eukaryota; Viridiplantae; Streptophyta; Magnoliopsida; Solanales; Solanaceae
Product: UDP-glucuronic acid decarboxylase 6-like
Exons: 13
Coding region: 69-1100 (343 amino acids)
Biological process (GO): D-xylose metabolic process
Cellular component (GO): cytoplasm
Molecular function (GO): UDP-glucuronate decarboxylase activity; NAD+ binding
Source: RefSeq, a predicted model, not a curated record
UUGUAUUCAACCUUUUUCCCUUCUGCAAUUGUAAUUGUACUAAUCAAGAAUUGAAGUGAUCUGAAAAAAUGGCUUCCAAUGGGAACAAUCAUGUAUCCACAAAAUCACCACCAGAGCCUUCACCGUUGCGAAAGGCGAAAUUUUUCCAGGCUAACAUGAGGAUUCUGGUGACUGGUGGUGCUGGAUUUAUAGGCUCUCACCUUGUUGACAAACUGAUGGAAAAUGAGAAGAAUGAGGUGAUUGUUGCUGAUAAUUACUUCACUGGAUCAAAAGAUAAUCUAAAGAAAUGGAUCGGUCAUCCAAGAUUUGAGCUGAUUCGCCAUGACGUUACUGAGCCAUUGUUGAUUGAAGUAGACCAGAUUUAUCACCUUGCUUGCCCUGCUUCCCCCAUUUUUUACAAGUAUAAUCCUGUUAAGACAAUUAAGACAAAUGUAAUCGGAACGUUGAACAUGUUGGGACUUGCCAAACGAACUGGAGCAAGGAUUUUACUCACAUCGACUUCUGAGGUUUACGGAGAUCCACUCGUGCACCCUCAAGAUGAAACCUAUUGGGGCAAUGUUAACCCAAUUGGAGUUAGAAGUUGUUACGAUGAAGGCAAAAGAGUGGCUGAGACUUUGAUGUUUGAUUAUCACAGACAGCACGGAAUAGAAAUAAGGAUUGCUAGGAUCUUCAACACUUAUGGUCCUCGAAUGAACAUUGAUGAUGGUCGUGUUGUCAGCAACUUCAUUGCCCAGGCAAUUCGUGAUGAACCCUUGACUGUCCAGUUACCAGGAACACAAACGCGCAGCUUUUGUUAUGUUUCUGACAUGGUUAAUGGCCUUAUGAGACUUAUGGAUGGAGAAAAUACUGGACCAAUUAACAUUGGAAAUCCAGGUGAAUUCACAAUGCUUGAACUUGCGGAGAAUGUGAAAGAGCUCAUCAAUCCGGAAGUGAAAAUUAUCACCGUGGAGAACACACCAGAUGAUCCUCGACAGAGAAAACCCGAUAUCACAAAGGCAAAAGAGUUGCUAGGGUGGGAACCAAAGGUCAAGUUGCGCGAUGGUCUUCCUCUCAUGGAGGAAGAUUUUCGCGAUAGGCUCGGGAUUUCAAGAAAGAAGUGAGAAAAACAAGCAUCCAUGGUUGGGAAUUGAUGGAAAAUGAGAGUUCACAAAUAUAUAUGUUUUUGCAUCUUGGCUUUGGUUUAUACCUGAGAUAUCAACUUUUGUUUCUCAAAGUUUUCUUUUGUUGCUUUGUCUUUCUGAA